AUGUCUGGAGUUUGGGUAUUCAAAAACGGUGUCGUACGCCUAGACAACGAUCGGGCAACCGUAGAUUAUUCAUUGGUGCACGUCCCAACUGGAGAGGUGAUUUCAUCCUACGCCUCCCUCACCCAGAUACUGUUAGAGCUUGGAUGGAAACCAUACGACAACGGCAAUUCCGAGCUCUUGCAGUUCGCUAAAGACUCUGGUUUCAUUUCACUUCCUAAGAAUUUCAACAAGUUUAAAGGUGUCUCCAAGGCUAUGGUUGUCACCAAUAAUCCUGGUGUCUUCAAGCUCGUCCAAGAGACUAAUGAGCAGAAAGAGACUACUGCUGCUGCUGAGGACUCUAGCUAG
Messenger RNA from Daucus carota subsp. sativus, 345 nucleotides. Its product is annotated as flowering-promoting factor 1. The coding region runs from base 1 to 345 and encodes 114 amino acids. The record is from RefSeq and is a predicted model, not a curated record. The transcript has a single exon. Lineage: Eukaryota; Viridiplantae; Streptophyta; Magnoliopsida; Apiales; Apiaceae. Gene Ontology annotation, biological process: regulation of flower development.